Messenger RNA from Helianthus annuus (common sunflower), 2246 nucleotides. Its product is annotated as serine/threonine protein phosphatase 2A 55 kDa regulatory subunit B beta isoform. NCBI's taxonomy places the organism in Eukaryota, Viridiplantae, Streptophyta, Magnoliopsida, Asterales, Asteraceae. The transcript has 14 exons. Gene Ontology annotation, biological process: peptidyl-serine dephosphorylation. The record is from RefSeq and is a predicted model, not a curated record. Gene Ontology annotation, molecular function: protein phosphatase regulator activity; protein binding. Bases 403 to 1962 code for a protein of 519 amino acids. Gene Ontology annotation, cellular component: cytosol; protein phosphatase type 2A complex.
CCCCGUUCGACCGUGACACAACAACCUCCACAUCACCCUAAACGACAGAAAAAGAAAAUAGAAAAACUGCUUGCUCAAUAUGGUGUGGUGUGUCCGGAGGAGCCAAAAGGAACGGACAAUUUCCAUUUUUAUCCUUCUUUUUUAGAAAGAGAGAGAGAGAAAGUGGAUGCGAACGAACAGAGAUUAAAACCUAAUCAAGCGAUUCCGGUAUUGAUUCUGACGAUGAUAACGAUUAUUACUAUUAUGCAUCUGAAAACGCUACAUUCUUCAUAAUUCAUCAUCAUCUGACGGGUUGCCAUCUCGAAGAAUAAUAGGCGCCAAACGGCGAUCCUGAAUUUCUAGAUCGAUAAUUUGUUCCUUCACCGGUUAAUUAACGAAAGCGAUUAAGAAGAAGAAGAAGCAAUGGCCGGUGCUGAUGCAGAUGUUACGGCGGCUCCGGCAGGGCCGCCUCCGCCGCUCGAUUGGAAAUUCUCGCAGGUGUUCGGUGAACGGACCGCCGGUGAAGAAGUUCAGGAAGUUGAUAUAAUUUCGGCUAUUGAAUUUGAUAAAAGCGGUGACCAUCUUGCUACUGGUGAUCGUGGGGGAAGAGUGGUAUUAUUCGAGAGGACUGAUACAAAGGAGCAUGGUCAUGGUGGAAGUAGAAAAGAUUUAGAGAAAACCGAUUACCAGAGUAAUAGGCAUCCAGAAUUCCGUUACAAAACUGAGUUCCAGAGCCAUGAACCUGAGUUUGAUUAUUUGAAGAGUUUGGAGAUUGAGGAGAAAAUUAACAAAAUUAGAUGGUGCCAAACAGCCAAUGGUGCCCUUUUUCUUCUGUCUACCAAUGACAAAACAAUCAAAUUCUGGAAGGUCCAAGAAAAAAAGGUUAAGAAAGUUGCUGAAAUGAACAUGGAUUCUUUAAAGGCUGUUGGAAAUGGAAGUAUUGCCAAUUCUAGUGUUUCUUUGAUUAAUAAAUCGUCACAUGCCACAAAUGGGGAGUGCCCAGAUAAACCUUACACUAGUUUGAACAAGGACUUUCCUUCUUCAGGGGCAAUUCAGUCAUUGCACUUACCGGUGGUAGUAACUUGUAAUGAAACAAGCCUUGUUGCAAGAUGUAGAAGAGUGUAUGCUCAUGCUCAUGAUUAUCAUAUCAAUUCUAUAUCAAAUAACAGUGAUGGUGAAACAUUCAUAUCGGCCGAUGAUCUUCGGAUAAACCUUUGGAAUUUGGAAAUUAGCAAUCAAAGUUUCAACAUUGUGGAUGUCAAGCCUACAAAUAUGGAGGACCUCACUGAAGUGAUUACAUCAGCAGAAUUUCAUCCUACUCACUGCAACACACUAGCAUACAGUAGUUCAAAAGGAUCCAUUCGCCUAAUUGAUCUGCGUCAAUCUGCAUUAUGUGAUAGAAAUUCUAAAUUGUUUGAAGAACAUGAAUCGCCUGGUUCGAGAUCAUUCUUCACUGAGAUAAUUGCAUCUAUUUCUGAUAUUAAGUUUGGAAGGGAUGGGAGAUAUUUACUAAGCCGUGACUACAUGACUCUUAAGUUAUGGGACAUUAACAUGGACUCUGGUCCAGUUUCAACAUUUCAGGUUCAUGAACAUUUAAGACCAAAGCUAUGUGACUUGUAUGAAAAUGAUUCAAUCUUUGAUAAAUUUGAGUGCUGUCUAAGUGGUGAUGGUCAACGGGUAGCAACGGGCUCUUACAGCAAUCUUUUUCGUGUAUUUGGCUCUGUUCCCACAAGUACUGAAGCAACUACCCUGGAGGCUAGCAAAAACCCAAUGAGGCGACAAGUGCAGACUCCUUCAAGGCCUGCACGAUAUCUUAGCAGCAGCAUAUCCCGUGUGGUUAGACGAGGGGGAGAAAGCACAGGAAAUGACACAAAUGGGAACUCAUUUGAUUUCACAACAAAGCUACUCCACUUAGCAUGGCAUCCUACUGAAAACUCCAUUGCCUGUGCUGCUGCAAACAGUUUGUACAUGUACUAUGCAUAAAAUAAAUUACAACUCAUGUAACCACAAGACAUGUCGGGUUUUUUCAACAAAUUUUGUUGGUUUUUAAGAAACAAUCACCAAAAGUUGCCCCACCAAACAUGGUGUCGGUAUCGGGAAGGUUCUAGAAGAUGUUAGAAUCCACAGAAAGGUGUAGAGAAAGUUUUAGAAGAUGUAAAUUCAUGGUGACAAAUUCUUUGGUUUUCAUCCACAAAUGUUUGGGCUUUUAUUACAAACUCCCAUUUUUCUGCUUUAGCUUCCAGUAUUAUUAUUUAUUUUAAAAGUUA